This is a messenger RNA of Wasmannia auropunctata (little fire ant), 3442 nucleotides long. It is a transcript of the gene Mitofilin, whose product is annotated as MICOS complex subunit Mic60. The transcript has 15 exons. Gene Ontology annotation, cellular component: MICOS complex. The record is from RefSeq and is a predicted model, not a curated record. NCBI's taxonomy places the organism in Eukaryota, Metazoa, Arthropoda, Insecta, Hymenoptera, Formicidae. Bases 38 to 2275 code for a protein of 745 amino acids. Gene Ontology annotation, biological process: cristae formation.
CCCGGCGCUGGCUGUCCUGACCGGCCCCGCUCGAAAGAUGUUCCGAAUUGGAUUAAAAUUUCCGUGCAACGGUCUGAAUCGGGUCAAAAAACACGGCUGCUCCAGAUUACAUCUGACUGCCAGAUACUACGAGACACGGGCGCGCGUCAAGUACGAGCCGGAUGGAAGACAAUGCAGGGACGUCAGACUUAUAUCCAGGAUUACUGGGCCCAAGUAUUCGACCGCACCGCCAAAAAGUGACAACAGUGGGGGAUCGGGAACGCUGAUAACUCUAGGCGCUGUCACGAUAGGUGGUACCUUAGGAAUACUAACGUACGUGAAGCAUGACCCAGAGCUUCGGGCUACCCUCGAAGGAUGGAUUCCCGGCACGGACAAAGCUAUCCGAGUUAUCUUCCAAGAAGACUCCAACUACCUCGACUUUGUACUUACGCUCUUGGAAACAUUGAAGCAGACAAUAUUGGGCAUGUUCAACAAGGAAACACCAGGUCAGGCAAGAAUACAGUACACAAAAGUUUUAGAAUACAUACCGCCCAAGUCAGCUUUUAAACCGCUGGUCGAGCAGAAAGAAGCGCCUAUUAACAAGAAUUACACCGAAAUUCGUGUUAGUAAAGAGAAGGGCGAGAAAGUAGAUGUUGUGGUUGAGAAGCCAGCGCCGCCUGCUAAAACUGUGCACGAUGAAUUGAUACCGCAAAAUCUCGUCGAGUUAGAAACGUACUGUGGCGAAGCUGCCGCUAAAGCUAUCGCGGCCUACCACAAGGCAUCGUCCGCGCUUCAGGCAUACAAUCAGGAUGUAAUCAAGGUGGUUGAAAAUGUCGGCGUUACGACAAACGGAGUCGUCUGGCAAAGGUUAAAGGAUGCGACGGAAAAGAGGAAACAGGCCGUACAGCAGGCAGACGAACAUGCGAAAGAUGCGUUAGACUCGCUCAAACGCAUGUACAAUUUAAUCGAUGAACCUAUGCUUGAAGCGGCCGCUCACAUGAAAACAGCUGCGAGACGAAAUAUUAGAAAAAUUAUGGACGACGUGGACGAAGCCAAGAAAAAAUACGCCGACGAAUUACAGAACAGCAACGUCGCGGAGCGCUACUGGAAGCAGGUUCAAACGGCACGAGAGAAUUUCAACGAAGAAUUGCAAAUUCUGUUUCCCCAUAUAAAUAUUCAUGACAAGAAGCUGUCCGUCAACGAAGAAGCCUUCGAUUUAUUCGUCCUGCAUAUGUAUCACAAAGUCAACAAUUUGCAAAAGGAGCUGGAGAAAUUAAGAACAGUCAGCGAAGCUAAAGUGAAAUCGGCAUUGAGGACGGCGGGUGAGGACGCAACUCAAGAAAAGCUGGACGCGCUGCUCUCCCUCGCGGUUAACCAGGAGAAGAUCGAGCUUGAAGAUAAACACGCGAAACAGCUGCUGACGGAGCAGAAGAGGUACGACGACGAGAUGCGGCGACAGCUGAAAUUGCAGUCGGAGAUACACGCCGAUCAUCUUCGAGAGGCACUUUCGGUCAAAGAGCAGCAAACGCAAAGGAUGCUGCAGCGUGCGCUCGACGAACAAGCCGACACCGUUUCCAUGAAGCACAAGGCACAGCUCGCGGAGGUAGUUGGAAGGUCACGUGCUGUCGCAGCGGCUCUCAAAGCUCGCAUGGAUGAAGAGAAGGGUACAUCGAAUGUACAGAUCCUUUGGGCGGCCUGUCAAGCCUUGGCCAGGACAGUGAAAAUCUCGUCGCCGGGUGCACCAAAGGAUAGACCAGUUAAGCCGCUGGAACCCGAAAUUAAGGCCAUCUCCAACGCAGCAUCGAAGGAGGAUCCCCUGGUGCGCGCCGCUAUCCAGAGCAUUCCCGAGGAGGCGGUCAAGAGAGGCGUGUUCACGGAGGACACCCUCCGCGACAGGUUCCUCAAGGUGGAGAGAGUGGCAAGAAGAUUAGCCAUGGUGCCUGAAGGCGGUGCAGCCCUGCCUAUAUAUUUUCUUAGCUAUCUUCAAAGUUUCUUGAUCAUCAAAACGGCCAAUUCAAUUCCGAAAAAGGAGCUCGAAGACGAGCCAAUCGACGUGGAGUCGCUGAAUACGUACGACAUACUCCAGCGUGCCAGAUACUGGUUGGACCGCGGCGACUUCAAAAUGACCCUGAGGUACAUGAAUCUGCUCAAGGGUGCGCCGAGAAGCAUCGCCCGCGACUGGAUGAACGAGGCCAAGAUUCUGCUGGAGACGCAGCAGGCGAUCGACACUCUGCUGGCGUACGCAGGUGCGACCGGUCUCGUAUAUCUCGGCGCCGGUGAUCCCGCAAAGAAGUAGUGCGGGCGGAGUGUAGAAAACUGUCCCGAACCACGAGACGGGGACGUCCAUAGAAGACGGGGCGGGGGUGACAGGGGAGGGGGAACAGGGAGAGACGGAGUCAACCGAUGACAGUGAAGAGAAAAACGAAGAAAUGAAGAACCCAGAGAGAUAUCGCUGCCAGCCUUGUAUAGUCUACAAUAUCUUUUUUAGCAAUUAAAAAAUAGGAAUAUUUUGUGCCGGGAGAGGCGAAUACAGUGAGACGCUUUUCUUUUCCAUCCUCAUGACGAUCGUUGUACGUAAACACACACUUCCGCGCGCAUUAAGGUACCGCCUUCUGGACACGAUUUAAAUUUCUCUGAGGGAUAUAUGCAAUACAUGCGAAAGGAGUUUUAACUUUCUCAGGUAGAUUUCGAGAGUGCUGUCAAAUGGAACAGUGAUACGAAAUUGAAAAAUAUUUUAUUCGAUAAUAUUUUCUUUAAAUAAACAUUUUACCUCUGAUAAAUUCGCCUCCUCUUAUCACGCCGAGUUUUCUGUCCGCGAAAGGAGUUUCCAGAUUUGACAACAUCCCGCCAAAGUAAUCGUGCACGAACGUCGAUGUGUAUAUCAAACAUUUAUUUUUACUCGCCCAACGGAUCAAGUAACGAAUCGCGACGGAGUAUAGAAAGUAUACCGGACGCAAUGUAAAUACCGGAGACGAUCUUGCUUUAAGGACGGGCGGUUUAAAAAAAAAGUGUUCACGAGCGCGCGCCCCAUACUUAUCGCAACGCGUACGCACGGACGUUUAAAUUAUUAUUUGCGAUUUGACACGUGCGACACGCGAUUAGCUACGCGUAUUGCACGCGUCUUGCGUGCCGCACGCGUCGGGAUCGCCGUUUUGUCGUGCUUGCAUCUUCCACGAUCGCUUGAUGCGCGUGUAUUCCGCGAACUCCUCGUCCUGAUCCAUUUAUCCAUCCAUCAAUCCAUCUCCAUACUGUGAGUUGAAUACCUUUUACUUUAUAACCGGAUAUUACUCUCUCCCGCGCGCCAUACUCUCGUCGCUCGUAUCGUAUCGCAUCGAUCGUCGCGCGCGUGCCGUUACCUCGUCUUUCGCCUCUCACUCGAAACCUCUUCGCGAUUUCGUACGGGACGGGGAAGCUAGGUAUCAUUGUAAAAAUUGGAAAUAAAGUUGUUUUUCGUGACAUAAUA